Messenger RNA from Python bivittatus (Burmese python), 1316 nucleotides. NCBI's taxonomy places the organism in Eukaryota, Metazoa, Chordata, Lepidosauria, Squamata, Pythonidae. The record is from RefSeq and is a predicted model, not a curated record.
AUGCGAGCUAAGACUAUCAAAGGACACAUUGGAAAACAGUGUUUCUUAGUCAUACGUCAGCAGCAGUUUAAUGUUCAGGCUUUAGUGGCUGUGGGAGACCAUGCAAGUAAGCAGAUGGUAAAGUUUGCUGCCAACAUCAACAAAGAGAGCAUUGUUGACAUUGAAGGUGUAGUAAGAAAAGUGCCACAUAAAAUUGGUGGCUGCACCCAGCAAGAUGUUGAACUACACAUUCAAAAGAUAUACGUAAUCAGUUUGGCUGAACCGCGACUGCCCUUGCAGCUGGAUGAUGCUAUUCGGCCAGAGGUUGAAGGAGAAGAGGAAGGAAGAGCUACAGUAAACCAGGAUACAAGAUUGGACAACAGAGUGAUUGACUUGAGGACCUCCACUAGUCAUGCUGUCUUCCGUGUCCAGUCUGGUAUUUGUCAGCUUUUUCGGGAGACCCUCAUUCAUAAGGGGUUUGUGGAAAUUCAGACUCCAAAGAUUAUUUCUGCUGCCAGUGAAGGUGGUGCCAAUGUAUUUACUGUGUCCUACUUCAAAAGCAGUGCCUAUCUUGCACAGUCCCCGCAACUUUACAAGCAGAUGUGUAUUUGUGCUGACUUUGACAAGGUUUUCUGCAUUGGACCAGUAUUUAGAGCAGAAGAUUCUAACACUCACAGACACUUGACGGAAUUUGUUGGCCUGGAUAUUGAAAUGGCUUUUAAUUACCAUUAUCAUGAAGUGGUGGAUGAGAUUGCAGAUACCUUGGUGCAGAUAUUCAAGGGACUCCAAGAAAGGUUUCAGACUGAAAUCCAGACAGUGAGCAAACAGUUUCCAUGUGAGCCAUUCAAGUUCUUGGAGCCAACGCUGAGGCUGGAGUACCGGGAGGCUCUGGCUAUGCUUCGGGAAGCUGGAGUGGAGAUGGGGGAUGAAGACGACCUCAGUACACCAAGUGAAAAGCUCUUGGGCCGUCUGGUGAAGGAAAAGUAUGACACCGACUUUUAUAUUCUUGACAAAUAUCCACUGGCUGUAAGACCUUUCUACACAAUGCCAGACCCAGCAAAUCCCGUAAGUAUGUCUCUUAGUAUUGAAAAAAAUGCUGUGAAAUAAUGACAAAAUAUGAACACAUUGCAAAUGUAACAUGGAAUUUGUGCCACAAAUGUACCAUAAACAUACUGCAAGUUUACAGUCAGAUAUGGAUAAUUCCCAAAACUAAAAUACCAAUUUCCGUAUUACACAGCCAAUAGUGAUCUUGUAAUUCCUUCCUUUACUUCCCAGUGCAUUGUGCCUGACUUACAAAAUUAUUGUGAUUGUUUGAUUAUGUACUGUCAAGCCAUUUU